AUGACUUCUAACGUUCAAAUUUGUAUUGAAAAUGGAAUUUUCUUCAUCACAUUGUCUCGAGAGAAACGACUCAAUUCAAUUACAAAUGAGAUGUACAAACAACUGACAGAAGCAUUCAAGAAAGCAAACCAUGAUUGCAAUGUGUUCUUAACUGUCAUAAAAGGAGUUGGAAGAUAUUACUCUGCCGGAAGUGAUUUCUCUCUGGACGAAUUGAGUGAAAUGAGUGGCGAUGAGAAGAGCAGUUAUUACUAUUUGGUUGAGGAAAUAAUUAAUCAUGCAAAGCCAAUCAUUGCUCUAGUCCAUGGACCUGCUGUAGGUAUUGCAGUGACAACAUUGGCCUUGUUUGACAUGAUGUUUUUUAUUUCGGCUACAUUCUUAUGUCCUUUCACCACCUUGGGACUGUGCCCGGAAGCUGCUAGCAGUUAUUCAUUCAUUCAAUCAAUGGGAUAUCAGAAAGCAGCCAAGAUGCUGAUGUUCGCAGAGAAAAUAACAGCAGCUGAAGCAUUAGAAUGUGGAUUAGUUUCAAAGGUCUUUCCUUCCGAGUCGUUUGAUGUACUGUCCAGAGAUCUGAUUCAAAAGUACGCACAGUUAUCUCCAGAGAGUUUGCUUGCCAGUAAACAAUUGCUUCGGACCAACAAACAAUUGAAGGAAUUGCAUAAUGUCAAUGAAACUGAGCACGAUGUUCUGAUAAAGCUGAUGACGUCAGAGUCUACUAUGGAACGCAUCAUGAAGAAAUUCACAAAGUCCAAAUUGUAA
Molecule: messenger RNA, 756 nt
Organism: Auanema sp. JU1783
Lineage: Eukaryota; Metazoa; Nematoda; Chromadorea; Rhabditida; Rhabditidae
Source: the annotation of a GenBank genome assembly